This is a messenger RNA of Nylanderia fulva, 3870 nucleotides long. Its product is annotated as zinc finger CCHC domain-containing protein 24. The record is from RefSeq and is a predicted model, not a curated record. Gene Ontology annotation, molecular function: nucleic acid binding; zinc ion binding. Lineage: Eukaryota; Metazoa; Arthropoda; Insecta; Hymenoptera; Formicidae.
GGCGUCGUGUCGUCGCGAGAGCAAGCACGGAAAUAGAUGCACCACAUGGCGGGGCUCUCUCUGCGGCUCUCUCCCUCUCGCUCUCCCUCUCUCAAUAUAUACGUCCGUUCGCUUUUACAUGUUCGUCCAACGCUGGAUCAUCUCUUCUGCGGCAUCAGUGUGUUAAUAUGAUGCGCGGCAGGCACUUCGUACUCGGCCAACGAGCACACACUCGUCGCGAUCGAAGCCCGUCCCGAUUCGAGCUUUCGCGCGUGAAAAUCGUCUGACCUGAGUUUCCCUCCGAAUCGCGUCGAAAUUUGUAUAUCGAAAAUCGAACAGAUGCACCUGACGAAUGUAGACUCGGGAAUAUUUGACGAGUGAGGCGAACUGAAACGAUAUUCCACGAACGAAAAAAAAAAUAUCGCGUCGAAGAAGCUGAGGUCGAGCUUCCACAAUAUGUGCGUACAAGAAUACACAUAUGAUGAGAAGACGAAAUGGGUGCGUGAGAGCGUCGCCUGCAAACAUUAUUAGCUGCUCGUUUUCAAGAGUUUGCCUUGUCGAAAGUGCUCGGAUGCAUUCGAUGCAUCCGAGGAAGAUGCAGUUUCGACGUGAGAGAAUGUUCGACGAGUGACAGUGAAAAGCGUGCAGUGAAAUUUUAGGCGCUGAUAGAAAACGAUGAUUUUUUAAUGUGUGUAUUUCAAAAUCGCAGUGCAAUUUAUUGUAAAAUUAUUGUCUCUCUGUUCGUCGAUGAAUCGACCUGUAGUAUUGAGUAUCUUCGAUUUUAAGCAACAAUUCUGUCGUGAAAACAUAAAUCCAAACAAAAUUGUAUGGAGAAAUGAAAAAAUGAUUAAGGAAUAAAAGAGAGAGAAAAGAACUGUAGAAGAAUAUUAAUCGUAUUAAUGAUAAUUUUAUGACAAUCGAUUAUGACCCGUCAAGUUUUCUCGAAAGCAAGAUUAAUGAGAAGAUAAUUGUGGAGAGAGCGACGAGAGAGUUAAAUGGAAAGAACGUCGCUGGGAUCUAAGGACACGGAGAUGAUAAAUGAUCAUCGGAGAUCAUCCAGCAAUCGGAAAAUUGUCGCGUCGACAGCUGACCGAAACCGAUAAACCUCGCGGACCGAUUAGAUAAAAAUAUGGCUGCUUGCCAUCCGACACCUGCAGUGCAACGCAUGCAGUUGCAGGACGCGACUCGGAUCGGUUACGGUGCAACUACUCCGAAUCAGAAGACCCUUCAGCAGUCGACCUAUCCGCCGCACUUGCUCAAUUGGGUCUAUCUGGCCAUCGCCGAGCAAAAUCCAUCGCAGCCAUCCGAUCAGAGCAAGCUACUCCCUACAAUCUGGAGCAAUUUUCCUGGCGCGUCGCAGACUUAUCUGCAUCAAGGCUCCCUGAAUCCGUCCGGAUCCAUCAGGCCAAUGAGAGACAGCGUGGCGGAAAGUAUUGCGGAUUUAGCUGAACACUUUACGGAUUUAAGCUUAAACGAUAGAAAACCGACCAAGAGGCCGCCGACGACGUAUCUGUGUCAUUUGUGCUUCAAGAAAGGUCAUUAUAUCAAGGACUGUCCGCAGGCGCGACCGAAGGGCGAGGGCUUGACCCCAUACCAGGGCAAGAAGCGAUGCUUCGGGGAAUACAAGUGUCCGAAAUGCAAACGCAAGUGGAUGUCGGGCAACAGCUGGGCCAAUAUGGGCCAAGAGUGCAUCAAGUGUCACAUAAACGUGUAUCCUCAUAAGCAGAGGCCGUUGGAAAAACCCGAUGGUCUGGACGUGUCCGAUCAAAGCAAGGUCCAUCCCCAGCAUCUUUGCGAGAAGUGUAAAACGUUGGGCUAUUAUUGCAGACGCAGCGCGAUAAUAGCUUAGCGACACCCGAAUUCCGUCCAAUUUAUUAAUAUCGCUUAAUCGCACUAACGAAGAGAGAAAGAAAACGUUCUAUGUUCUAUCGGGGAUGAACUGUUAACAAAAAAAAAAGACAAAUCUGAGAAAAUCUUCGUCAAGUUUGAUAUUGUAAUAUGUUGAACUGAUAUAUCGAGAUUAGAUACGAACGAACGAAUUUACAUAUAAUAUACAUAUUGCAUGAGAGAAAUUAAACAGAUAUAUUUUUAUGUACAAUUACAAUUAAAUGAGCUUUUUAUCGCAUGAUCUUUGGUGAGGAUCGCGAUUUGGAAAGACGCGACACUCUCUAUUCAUAUAUAUAUAUAUAUUCUUGCAAAAGAUAUAUGUAUAUAUAUUACUGAACAAUUAUCUACCCAAGUGUGCAUAAGAGUGGCAGCAACAUAAUUUUUUUUUCAAGAUUUGUCGAUAUUUGACAAUCAGCACACUGAGAAAUAUAUCGCACAAUAGGGAACCGCAAAUGAAAAACGAGAGCGUCGUUCUCAGGGAUUUACAAAUACUUUGAUCCUUUAAGAUUUUAAUAAUUGCUUGCAAGCAUAGUAUAAUGAUCGUAAACGGAAAGUUCACACGUCACAAUAAUUUCGAGUUACAUUAAUUAAACACAACGUCGUCAUCGAAAUAAUUCUGCUUAUUCAACGGACGUGUGAACAUCGAUGUAUAAAUCUCUUAUUAUUCAAUAUGUUAAUUAUUUGCAUAUGUACAUAGAUCUGGCUACGAUCGCAAGGAUGAAGAAACAUUUUAGUUGCGAAGUAUAAGAUACAAGCAAUUAAAAUCGAUAUUACAAUUUCGCUGUGGGAGUUCAGUUUUUCCCUGCAGUUUUAUUCGCUAAAAGACAAAAAACUGUAUUUAUCCGGAAACGCGAUGAUAUACAUGCAUAUACAUACAUACAUAUAUAGUCAUAUCAACGAUAUCCUGAAACUGAGCUCGCCGAAAUUGCAAAUCUUUCGAUUAUCGAAAUCACUGUCGAUUAAUUCUCUCUAAGAAUCAUUAAACAUGUAAAACACACCUGACUAUCCAUGCGGACAAGAAAGAAGAGAAUUAUUCUCUCACCUGCAAUUCUAAGUAGAAUUUGUAUUAUGCUUAAGUAGAAGUUGUAAGAAUAGAUAUCUGGUGAGAGAUAGUGAUGUGCGAUUCCGAAUCGAUUUUCAUGAAAAUCGAUUUUUUCGACGAGAAAAAUCUAUUUUUUGUAUCAAUUAUAGUGUCCAAUUUUUGUGAGAGAGAGAAUCGAUUUUUAUAAAGCUAGAUUCUACACUCGUGUAGAAAAUUGUGGAUCCGCAUAGGAUCUCGGCUCUCUUUAGAAUUAACUCGACCAGCUUAAAUUCCCGAAGGUCUGAUACGAUUCUUUAGGUAAAAAAGUACAGCCAAUCACGCAUUGAUUUUAAAAUGAAAUCGAUGUUAUUGGAAGAAAUUGUUCACUUUUCACAUUUUCAUUUUAGAAAAAGUGAUACAAUCGACCCCCAGUUUAGUUAAUUUCUUCACGUUUCGGCGUAUUUCUUCUUUUAUGCUAUAUAUAAUGUAAAAAAAUCGAUUGUCAUGAAAUCAAUUUUUGUACUUCGAUUUUUACAUGUGCGAUUCAAAAACGAUUUUUAUCGUACGAUCGCACAUCACUAGUGAGAGAGAUAUAUUAUUAUUCGGCCCGCAUCUUUUAAUGUAAAACACAGGCAACACAUGCAGAUAAAAAUGUCAAUGACGAGAAAAUUGGUCGGUCGUUUGUCCAGAUGAUUUUGGCCUAUGCAUUUGGCUAUUCACGAAAUGAGCUUCUUUUUACCCAGUGACGCAAAAAAAAAAAAGAAAAAAUAAUAAUUAAACGGAAGUACAUAUUGAGCGUUGGAAGUGAUGUCGAGAGCUACAUUAUGUGUUUUGUUUACCAUUAUUAUUGCUGAGAUUAUGCAUUAUAUAUACAAUACAUAAUGAUAAUCUUAACAAUAACCCAUGUAUAUACGUUAUAGUACAUAUAUUAUUUGUAUAUAAUGAGUGCCAAAUAUACAAACCAAAGAGAUACGACAACUCUA